Messenger RNA from Notolabrus celidotus (New Zealand spotty), 1617 nucleotides. RefSeq names its product DNA repair protein RAD50-like. Lineage: Eukaryota; Metazoa; Chordata; Actinopteri; Labriformes; Labridae. Gene Ontology annotation, biological process: telomere maintenance via telomerase; chromosome organization involved in meiotic cell cycle; double-strand break repair. Gene Ontology annotation, molecular function: G-quadruplex DNA binding; single-stranded telomeric DNA binding; double-stranded telomeric DNA binding. The record is from RefSeq and is a predicted model, not a curated record. Bases 124 to 1617 code for a protein of 497 amino acids. Gene Ontology annotation, cellular component: condensed nuclear chromosome; Mre11 complex; nucleus. The transcript is spliced from 12 exons.
UUAAAAUCUGACGCGUCUUACGUCCUACGUCACUUCCCCCGCAGGGCGCGAAAACUGUACUUUCACUUCUCCAACAGAACACCCCUCCGCUCUGAGGUCUGAGCUCUGAGUGAGACAGCAAACAUGUCCAGAAUAGACAAGAUGAGCAUCCUCGGGGUGAGGAGUUUUGGGAUUGAGGAUAAAGACAAACAAGUCAUUUCUUUUUUCACCCCCCUGACUGUCCUGGUCGGACCCAACGGAGCAGGAAAAACGACUAUCAUAGAGUGCCUUAGGUAUGCGACGGCAGGAGAACUUCCACCUGGAUCUAAAGGAGGGGCAUUUGUUCAUGAUCCAAAGGACGCCCAUGAGACGGACGUGCGAGCACAGAUUCGACUUCUCUUCUCUGACGUUAAUGGAGAAAAAGUGACGAUCCAUCGCUCCAUGUCCUGCACGCAGAAAGCCAAGAAUUACUCCUUCAAAAGUUUGGAGCAGGUCAUCACCAGAAUGAAGAAUGGUGAGAAGGUGAGCUUGUCAUCAAAGUGCGGUGAACUGGACCGGGAGAUGAUUUCGUCUCUUGGCGUGUCGAAGCCGGUCCUGAAUCACGUCAUCUUCUGUCACCAAGAAGAAUCCAACUGGCCGCUCAGCGAGGGCAAAGCACUGAAAGACAAGUUUGACUCCAUCUUUGCUGCAACCAAGUAUAUCAAAGCUCUGGAGACGAUGCGUCAGCUCCGUCUCAAACAGACUCACACGGUCAAAGAGUGUCAGGUGGAGCUGCGCUACCUGAAGCAGAACAAGGAGAAAGCCCAGCAGAUUCGAGAGACUGUGGCCACCAAGGAGGCUCAGCUGGUGGCCUCUAAAGACAGCGUCCAGCAGAUAGAGAACCUGAUCGAUCCACUAGAGAUGAGGCUGACAGACAUCGACAUGAAACUGGGAAAAGUGAUGAAGCUGGAUAACGACAUCAAGGCGUUAGACAGCAGGAAGAAACAGAUGGAGGAGGACAACAAGGAGCUGGAGGAAACGAUGGAACAGGUGUUUCAGGGUUCAGAUGAGGAGCUGCAGGACGCCUACCAGAACCACCAGAGGACGGUGAGGGAGAAGGAGCGGAGGCUGACGGACUGCCAGAAGGAGCUGGAGAGAGCUGGACGGGAGUGUCAGAGACUCAACAGAGUCAAAGCCGAUCUCCUGGUGGAACAAGGUCGUCUACAGCUCGAGGCUGACCGACAAACCCAGAACAUCAAGAACCGAGACACUCAGGUUCGCUCUCUGUCAUCCUAUCUGGACAUGGAGGGUUACGACCGGCCUCCCUUCACAUCUCUCCAGCUCGAGAGCUUCAAUCGUCACGUCACACAGAGACUGGAGCAGGAAAAAAACACUGUCACUCAAGUUCUGGCCGACCUGCAGCAAAAGGAGCAGCAGAAGCAGCAGUCCAUCGACGAAAUGAGAGACAAGAAGACCGGUCUGGAGAGAACCGUGGAGUUGAAGAGAGACCUGCAGGGGAAGAAGCAGAAUGAACUGAGGAACAUCAGAGCUGAGCUGCAGAGGCUGGAGGGCUCGUCUAGUCGACUUCAGGAGCUGGAGACUGAACUGACGAAGGCGCUUCACAAAGUGAAGAAUGGGAAGGAGGUGUGUGGGAUUUAA